This is a messenger RNA of Salvelinus fontinalis (brook trout), 9634 nucleotides long. RefSeq names its product protein mono-ADP-ribosyltransferase PARP12-like. NCBI's taxonomy places the organism in Eukaryota, Metazoa, Chordata, Actinopteri, Salmoniformes, Salmonidae. The transcript has 3 exons. The record is from RefSeq and is a predicted model, not a curated record. The coding region runs from base 125 to 1471 and encodes 448 amino acids. Gene Ontology annotation, molecular function: metal ion binding.
AUGACAUCACAACGUCAUUGAACAACUUUUCGCAAGAAAUCGACUUGCCUCUAGCAACUUCCCCUGAAAAUUUGUUGGCAACACUGAUUUGAACCGUCAAGGCAGAAGAUCUACGGUGACGGAAAUGGAUACAACAGCUCUGGUCUAUAAGAUACUCUGUGCCCAUAAUGGGUAUUUUGAGCUGGAAGAAAUGCGUGCCAACUUUAGCACGCCAGAAGAUGACCUGGAGAGUGUUUUAGGGAAUCAGGAUAUGUUUACCAGUGCUGUCUUUGAGGGAAACGAACUGAUAUUUGCCAAGACGAAGAUGCGGUUAUGCAGAGACAAGGAAUGUAAUGGCUGCAGCAAUUUACAUCUGUGUAUAUUCUACCUUUAUGGAACGUGUCGAUUCAAUGAGGGACAACGAUGCCGCUUCUGUCAUGAGCUGACGUCAGAAUACAACAUCAGAGUCCUGAGAGAGCAUCACCUGGAGAAAUUGGACAGGAGGGAGCUGUGUGUGUUACUGCAGCAGAAUGACAACACUCUCUUACCCCCAGUUUGCUUCACAUACAACAAAGGUAGUGGAGAGUACGGAUACUGUCCUGACAAGGAGAGCUGCAGAAGACUCCACGUCUGUGAGCGCUACAUCAGAGGAACCUGUGCUGCAGACGUGGACUGUGGCAGGUCUCACGACUUCAACGAGCCCCACCCGCUCAACACCCUGCAGCAGAGGGGAGUACCUAAUGAACUGGUGGCAUCCAUGUUGUACACCUACCGCAACAUCCAGGCCAUUCAGUAUGAGGAAGGCUCUAGACCUGUAUGUCAUCCUCCUCCACCACCCCCUCCCCCACAAACAUAUUUCCCGGCCCCCAAUGUUGUCCAAAGAGAGACCCACUACAUCCAUUUGCAGCCAAUCAUAGUACACUCACAAGUGACCCCUUCAAUGCUCUGCAACUUCAAGUUAAAAUCACGUCCCUUUGUCCAGACCAAACCCAAGAGCCAUACUAAGCCAUCCUCAUCAGCUUCACACCAAUCAAAACCCUCUAAACCACCUACACCAGCUCCACACCAAUCAAAAUCCUCUAAACCACCUACACCAGCUCCACACCAAUCAAAAUCCUCUAAAGCGCCUCCACCAACUCCACAGCAAUCAAAAUCCUCUAAAGCGCCUCCACCAACUCCACAGCAAUCAAAAUCCUCUAAAGCGCCUCCACCAACUCCACAGCAAUCAAAAUCCUCUAAAGCGCCUCCACCAACUCCACAGCAAUCAAAAUCCUCUAAAGCGCCUCCACCAACUCCACAGCAAUCAAAAUCCUCUAAAGCGCCUCCACCAACUCCAGCGCAAUCAAAAUCCUCUAAAGCGCCUCCACCAACUCCACAGCAAUCAAAAUCUUCUAAACCGCAUCCACCAGCUACACACCAAUCAAAAUCCUCUCAACCAGCUCCACAUCAACCAAAAACAACCAAAGCUCCUCCAUCAGCCAGGCGAAGAUGAAUUUUUGCAGAAAUCAUACAGUACCAGUCAAAAGUUUGGGGACACCUACUAAUUUCAGGGUUUUUCUUUAUUUUUUUACUGAUUCCUACAUUGUAGAAUAAUAGUGAAGACAUCAACUAUGAAAUAACACGUAUGGAAUCAUGUACUAACCAAAAAAGUAUUAAGCAAAUCAAAAUAUAUUUAUCAUUUGAGAUCUUCAAAGUAGCCACCCUUUGCCUUGAUGACAGCUUUGCACACUCUUGGCAUCCAUCUUCAUCCAGUCCAUGCUUCUACAGAGUCACUCAGUCCCCGCAAUUUACAGUAGUUUUUGUUUUUUUACCUUGACCUUCUGAAAUUAUUUAUUGAUUAAUCUAUCAAUAAUAUGUAGAAGAUGCAUAUAAAACUAGCCUCAUUGUUUAAGUGCAACUUGCUAUAUAGGAUCUUAAUUUGAUCACAGCAGCAAAUGCAAACUUGUAGUUGAGGUUUAAAAGGGCUUCUAAAGUUUGUAAUUUCCACUUUAAAAUGUCAGACUUGCCCAAUCAAAAAAAGUUGUCAACCCCGACAAAAGGUAAUAAUAAUCCACAUUUCCUGUUGCUUCAGGAUUGUUUUCCUGCUGUGAAGAAACUGGUCAAAUUAAGAUCCUACAUCUGUAUCAUACUGACAAGAUAUACAGUACGUACAUGUGUCAGGAUUUGAACCCUUGGAGGUAGGAGAAAACUGAGACUGUUUGACAGGAACAUUAUCUCUCUGCACCACACCAAAGCUUUGGUUGUUAGAAUUUCAUGAUAUCUUGAUAGUUACAUGUGUUUCCUAGACUAUAUCAGAAGAGCGCAGCCUUGGCUGGAUUUUAACUCACAACAUUUGCGCUUCUAAUAUGUUUUUAUCAACUUUCUAAUAUAGAAAUGAAUAAAGUGUUUAUUGUGCAAAGUCCUUAUGUUUUGUGACUGACAUACUGGAUAUCUCAAGGCUAUACCCUGACAGAAUUUCAAAAGAAACAAAGCGAAAGUAUCAUUUCUCUACAGUGCAGUGACCAUUCCUCUCUGCCACCAUAGCAGUUGAAAUGGAGGUCAUACAUUUGGACACCACAGAAACACUUUUUAUAUACAGUACAAAUAGUAUAUGAAGUCAAACGCAUAUCACCUGAUCAGGGGUUGCUGGGCACAAAGGAUCACCUAACGAAGAGGAUUAACGUGUGAGUCCUACUGUACAGAUGUAGAAUCUUAAUUUGAGCCAGUUUUCUACAGCAGGAAAAUAAUCCUGCAGCAAUAGGAAAUGUGAAUUAUUACAUGGAUUAUAAUUAUGGACAUUUUUGUAGGGCUUGAUACAUUUUUUGUUAGUGCAAAUCAAGUUUGAAUUUUCAAAUUGGAAAUUAAAAAGUUUAGAAGCAUUUUAUUAACUCAAAUACUCUACAAAUGUCAAUUUCUUGCCAACGUGGUCUCAGAGCAUUUCAUAUUAUUCUGUACGUAAAUCCGAGACACUCCAUUUAGUAUAUGUUACGUUUCGUAUGGUAUGUAUUAAUUUGUGGAUGUCGAUCAUCCAUUUCGUGUGAUCUGUUACAAAUGACAAUUCACAUGAUAUGUUAUGAACUGCAAUUCGUACAAUAUGUUACAAAUUGUAAUACAUAUAAUAUGUUAUGAAAUGCAAUUCAUACAAUAUGUUACACAUUUUCCAAAUAUAAUGUAUGUUACAAAUUUGCAAACAUAUAUGUUACGAAUUCCAAUUUGUUGUGGCUAAGGUUAGCUAGGUUGCUAGCACUAACGUUAGCUAGCUGGCUAAAGGGUUAGGGGAAAGGUUAGCUAACAUGCUAUGUAGUUACAAAGUAGCUAAAACUUUGUAUGUAGUUGCUAAAAUUCUAAAGUUGUCCGUGAUGAGAUUCAAACACACAACUUUUGGGUUGCUAAACAUUUGCGUUAUACACCCAUCCAUCCAUUCACCCAGACCAACCACCCUCCUUUCGAUUUUGCCUUAAUGUAACUUCUAUCUUAUGUUACAUUUGGUAUGGUUACAUAUCAUACUAUGUUACGACUAGUCUAUUAGACCCAUUCUCAGCAACAAAAGAGUGAUCAAAUGAAGACGUCCUAAACUGGUAAAUGUGAAGUAGUACAGUAGGGCUCAUACACGUGCUCUAACACAUGCCUUUAUUGGUAAACAAACAGUCAACUUCAUCAAUAGUGCCACUGUAUUCAACCUUAACAGCAAUGAUUCCAAAUGUGUAAUGGCCAACGAACAAUCCAAGGCAAACAACGGCAGAAUAAAAAAAUUGGGUUUGGCUGGCAGGGCCAGGCUUUUGCCGAGGUAUACAUCCAGGCUUUGGAGUAUGAUUUGUCUGAGCUUUAAUAGUGGAGUUACCAUCACUGUUCUGUAUGAGGCACUGGGGGUAAACCUGAUACUUUUCAAAAACUACAAACACAUUGGGGUCUUGGAUGUUGUCCACACAGCUGUCAUAGAAGAUUGAUCCUUCUGUUUCUUUAGGAGGUGGUUUCACAUAGCUGAAGUUUCCCUCGGUGUAGUCUCCCACCAGCACAUGACAAACAAACAUGGACCUUGCUCCUGACUGGCUGGUGUAGCUGUGGGAGAACUUAGCAUCCCUUACAGUAACUUGUUUUUAGCCCCAUUAUGAUCUAUGAUCUUCACAGACAUAAGCAAGCACAUUUUCUGUGCCAAUUCAAUAGUUAUUCAUUUGAAUUAAUGGAAAUAUUGCAUAUACACUGUAGUGGCAUCCCACUUUUUCUGUAGGCAGUUCUAUUUGCUCCACAUAGUCUCCAGUCAAUGGUGUCUCUGCAAAUACUGUCAACAUGUUGAGUCAAUCCCCCAAAAACUGUUUCUCAUUGAUGCUUCUUCCUGAGGAUUUGAUCAUCUGAGCAUGAAUUAACCUAUUUCAGUGUGGAAUCAUUUACAAUUAGUAAGACUAACAAAGGUGCAAUUCAAAUGGUAAAUUCCAUAAGUGAAUAUUGAUAUAACUAUCUCUUUAAGAAACCUACAGUGUAUACAUUCUAUUGGCCAGAGUUUAGCACUCUCCCAACAGUGGGUUUGUGAACCCCCACUGUCAUUUUCUCAAAUGUUCUUGUGUACAGCUUUGUAUUGCUUUGACCUUGACCACAUUACUCUCUGAUGAAAACAUAUUUACAGUAAGACAAAGUCAUCAUAUGCUAAUUUAUAAUAUUACAAGCUUAUGUAAGAUACUGUACAGUAUGCUAUAUGCUUUUUAGUUCCGUUUUUUGUGUGCUUGUUGAAGGCAAGACCACUCAAAAAAAAAACGUACAUACUCUUAUUAGGUUUCAGCAAGGUAUCUUGCUGAAAGCAAGGCCAUUCUUGCACUCUUACAUACUCUUAUUAGGUGUGCUUGCUGAAAGCAAGGCCAUUCUUGCACUCUUACAUACUCUUAUUAGGUGUGCUUGCUGAAAAAAAAAAUCCUAUUUGCCUUCCUCUGCCAUCUGUAGUGCCAAAACCGUAAAAGCUACCAACAUCAAAACAACUUUAAAAUGUGCAUGCUGACUGUUUUAAUUUUGCUUGAAAACAACUUUUGGAAACUACUUAUACUUUCCACACUACAACCAUAUUUGCAUGAAUUCCAAUGUUUCAAUGGCCAUUGGAUUGAAUGGGGAAAAUUCUGGUCGCUACUAGUUUUCAACCGUUAAACAUAGAAAUACCAUUCAAACUUUAAAACGUGCAGACCGGUCUGGAAUAGUGUGCUUGUGUACAGCUUUUUGAUACCGUUUUUACUUUUUUAACUAUAACCAUUUAAAAUUUGCAUAAACGCUCCAAAGGCUUAAAUGUGAGGUAUUUGGAUUAGCCACUGCUCUUGAAUCCUUAAAGAUGCAAACACCAAACCAACAUUGACAUAUACAGACUGACUCAACUUAGAUUGUUGAUGCCUUUUGUACUUUUUGAAAUAUAACCAUAUAAAUUAGCAUAAAACCUCCAUAGACUUCAAAGGUCAAAUUUGGAUUUGCCAAUGUUCUUGAACCAUUUAAAAAAGAACCAGUGUUAAAAUGUGCAGCUUGUCAAUAGAUCAGGUUGAUUAUAUUUAGACUUUAUAAACUAUAAAACUUUUUGCAUCACCAAUCAUUUUCUUUUCUUUUGGUAAGAUUUUAUUUUUAUUUUUAUUUUGGUCUUGACAUAGGCUGCAGUCCAAACACGUAAUUUUUACCCCCUCAGCUCUCGCGCUAGCCACUUUCCCUCAGGAGAAUCCCCAUCAAAACCGGAUGCAGUUUGAUUGCCAUUUUAAGUGGAGGUCUAAUUCACAAACGUUGCCCCCUCUACCCUCGAUUUAGCUAGAGGGAGCAAGUGAAGAACUUUGAUCACUUGUGGGGUUAAUAUGACCCACAAUUCAGUAAAAACUGUAGUCACGUGUCAAAGUCCGGUGGCCGUGCAGUGUCCAACUUAAUCAACAUGGCUGCAUUUUCGCCAUUUGUGAGCUUGACAAUAGCUUGCUAAAAAUAUAUAUAUAUAGAUUGAAUUGAUUUUAGCGUUGGCAAAUAGGAAUGAUGCUCAAAUUGUCUUAGUCUAAUUGUGAGGAGCCUAUAAAAAGUAGCUAGCUUCAUAUACAGUGGGGAGAACAAGUAUUUGAUACACUGCCGAUUUUGCAGGUUUUCCUACUUACAAAGCAUGUAGAGGUCUGUAAUUUUUUAUCAUAGGUACACUUCAACUGUGAGAGACGGAAUCUAAAACAAAAAUCCAGAAAAUCACAUUGUAUGAUUUUUAAGUAAUUAAUUUGCAUUUUAUUGCAUGACAUAAGUAUUUGAUCACCUACCAACCAGUAAGAAUUCCGGCUCUCACAGACCUGUUAGUUUUUCUUUAAGAAGCCCUCCUGUUCUCCACUCAUUACCUGUAUUAACUGCACCUGUUUGAACUCGUUACCUGUAUAAAAGACACCUGUCCACAGACUCAAUCAAACUUCUCCAACCUCUCCACAAUGGCCAAGACCAGAGAGCUGUGUAAGGACAUCAGGGAUAAAAUUGUAGACCUGCACAAGGCUGGGAUGGGCUACAGGACAAUAGGCAAGCAGCUUGGUGAGAAGGCAACAACUGUUGGCGCAAUUAUUAGAAAAUGGAAGAAGUUCAAGAUGACGGUCAAUCACCCUCGGCCUGGGGCUCCAUGCAAGAUCUCAUCUCGUGGGGCAUCAAUGAUCACGAGGAAGGUGAGGGAUCAUCCCAGAACUACACGGCAGGACCUGGUCAAUGACCUGAAGAGAGCUGGGACCACAGUCUCAAAGAAAACCAUUAGUAACACACUACGCCGUCAUGGAUUAAAAUCCUGCAGCGCACGCAAGGUCCCCCUGCUCAAGCCAGCGCAUGUCCAGGCCCGUCUGAAGUUUGCCAAUGACCAUCUGGAUGAUCCAGAGGAGGAAUGGGAGAAGGUCAUGUGGUCUGAUGAGACAAAAAUAGAGCUUUUUGGUCUAAACUCCACUCGCCGUGUUUGGAGGAAGAAGAAGGAUGAGUACAACCCCAAAAACACCAUUCCAGCCGUGAAGCAUGGAGGUGGAACCAUCAUUCUUUAGGGAUGCUUUUCUGCAAAGGGGACAGGACGACUGCACCAUAUUGAGGGGAGGAUAGAUGGGGCCAUGUAUCGCGAGAUCUUGGCCAACAACCUCCUUUUCUCAGUAAGAGCAUUGAAGAUGGGUCGUAGCUGGGUCGAAACGAAACACACAGCCAGGGCAACUAAGGAGUGGCUCCGUAAGAAGCAUCUCAAGGUCCUGGAGUGGCCUAGCCAGUCUCCAGACUUGAACCCAAUAGAAAAUCUUUGGAGGGAGCUGAAAGUCCGUAUUGCCCAGCAACAGCCCCGAAACCUGAAGGAUCUGGAGAAGGUCUGUAUGGAGGAGUGGGCCAAAAUCCCUGCUGCAGUGUGUGCAAACCUGGUCAAGAACUACAGGAAACGUAUGAUCUCUGUAAUUGCAACAAAGGUUUCUGUACCAAAUAUUAAGUUCUGCUUUUCUGAUGUAUCAAAUACUUAUGUCAUGCAAUAAAAUGCAAAUUAAUUACUUAAUCAUACAAGGUGAUUUUCUGGAUUUUUGUUUUAGAUUCCGUCUCUGACAGUUUACGUGUACCUAUGAUAAAUAUUACAGACCUCUACAUGCUUUGUAAGUAGGAAAACCUGCAAAAUCGGCAGUGUAUCAAAUACUUGUUCUCCCCACUGUACAUAUUUUUGGGAAUUCUGAAAUGUAUUGGAAUAAAUUACAUAACUAUAAAACUAGCUAGCCAGCUAUGGGUAACGGUAUACCCUGAUGAAGACAGCAUGUCUGUCGAUACGUUGGAUAUUAGGUUAUUAAAUUAUUGCAUUUGAGCUCCUAGUGUGCGGCUCUCCUUUUAAUGUUUUAACUGUAGCUAGCUACCUGACAGGAGUGCUACGUUAGCUUGCUAGGUGCAUUAAUAGCUUUAGGUUGGUUGUUUUUAUGCUCAAAAUUACCCACAUAAAGGUUAGCAUAGCUAGGAGCGAAUGUGGACCCCAUCGAUGUUCCAUUCGUUUGGAGGUAACGUAAACUCACCUCAUUCCGUACAAAUGUGCGAGGCUACAAAGAAAACGAAUGGGACUGUAGUGACUGUGUUGACUUCAAAAUCGGGGGUGUGAACUAUGUUUCUAUUCAAGCGUUGAUCAACAUGGUAAUGGCUCUAUAGUAUUGGAGAAAAGUUGAAAAAACGGACCCUUCGUUACAUCGUGACGUGUCAUGUCGUAACGUACAGCACGCAUAAAGCAACUAUUUCCGUCUUACAAUCUCUCUCCACCAGGUGUAGCACUUCUCUCAUCGUUUAAAGACAAGACAUGGACAGUGACGGGAGUAAGGGGGGAUACCUAGUCAUUUUAUAAUUCUCAAAGCCGCUGUUUACUUCUAAGAUCACUUUAGCACCGCCCUAAAAACCCGAUUCAAAUUCGACACAAACCUUCAAAUAGGUAUGUAAUGACACAUUAUAUAAACUCUUUAUAGUGUUUUAUUUACAUUUUAGAGGCGAUAAGGUGAUAAGUUGGACAGAUCGAGUGAAAAAAAGCAAUUUCCCCACACAACAUCUCUCCUUCUCACCAUCACGCAUUAGUAGUAUUAGCGUUUGUUGCUGGCAUGUCAUGCAUAGAUUUGCUAAUCUUGCCUAUGACAAAAUCAUUAAAGUAAAUGGCAAUAUCAGUGGGUUUUUUGAUGAAUGAUUCGCUGAAUGAUGGAGCUGUUUGCCUUUUUCCCCAACAUGUCAUUUAAGGUGCUCCAAAGCUUCUUACUAUCAUUCUUUAUAUCAUUUAUCUUUGUUUCAUAGUAUAGUUUAUUUUUAUGUGUAAAAUAUAAAGUAGGGAAACUACACAAAUGUAGUUUGAUCAUUUUCUUGGGUUCACAGUGCAUACAGUACGCUAAUAAACGCUUGCUUGUCUUUCUUUUUUUUUUUACUAUUUCUUACCUUGACACCAUCACCAACAGUGCUGAAAGAAGAUUUAGUAAUACAACUACCAUGCACUAAAUUCUGGUAAUAGGACUCUGGGUUGUACCAAAUAAGUUUGGAUAGAGGACAGAUAAUGUCAUAAAAUGGUCAAUGUGAAGUUCUGAAAAAUGUUCCAGGAUAAUUUUAACAAACUUUGGAUCUAAACAGACCUUUGUCAGGUGUGUCCAUUAGUCUCCUCCCAUGCCACCAACAUUUACUUCUCCUCCUUUAGUACCUUUAGGGCCUACGGUAAUUUCAUGUUGUAUGUUUUAUGGGGAAGAUGAAAAAACGAAUUUCUAUCCAUCAAUAAAGUUGAAUAUGAAGCUGAUGUUUUUAUUUUGAAUGUUUGUAAAUGUAAUUUACAAGGAAUUACUUUCAUAUUUAACUUCUGAAAACUACAUUUCAACUCUGAAUCUGAAUAUUUAAAAAAAAUCUGUAUGUGAAUGCAAUUGCCUAGUUAUCAAGUUUAAUUGUUACUAGGAGUUGAACUAUGACCUUUGGCCUUGACAAAGAAAGAGAGGCCAGGAAUACUGGUAGAAAUGGGAUUCAUACUUGGAAGACUAUAAAAUAAUUCAACAAAAUAAUGUUGCAGGAAUGCUUAUUUUAUUUGUGUUUAAUCUGAGAUGGUUGUUGUCAUGGCUUGCUGAAAUAAAAUGGAAAGACCAUACAUCCCAAAUGAUAUUGUGUUUACAUAGGGGUGCAAAUUUAUAAAGCUCACAAAAGCUCUGAAGAAGGCCUUGAAUGCCGAUAUGUAAAGCUUAAUAAAGGGCGGUGAUACUGGCAAGAA